UUUUCCCCUGCUGAGUCUCUCGUCAUCCUGCUUCACGCCCCUUGUCCUGCUCUCUGAAAUCGCUCUGAAGAAAUCGACAACAGUGAGACUUAGGGGCAUUGCAACUCCGUUGCUCGUUAGCUCCCGUAGCUUCGGUCGCCUCACCCCAAUGGCCACCUGAAUUCCUAAAUAUAUCUUCUGGUAGCGUGCCCUCUCCCGUGCGGGGAAACCAGGUAAAGAUGGUGACGCAAUUGCUAUCGCACGAGCCGGGUAGAACAGACAAACGCACAUCCGUACCAUCUCGACCGUCCAGUCCGCACACGCCGCGAUUCAACCCGUUCAGCGCAUCGAAAUCCAAACCUGCCCCCAAGUCCCCCUGCGCGGUUCCCGAUGGCUCCGCGCCCAAAUUCCUCAGCUUUCGUCGAAGCUUCUUCUCCCCGCGGUCCGCUUCUCGCCGCGUCCACAACAUUCCCGAGAUGCUAGUGUCGGCUUCCAUGGCGUACGCCACGGCGCAAGUCCAGGCGGAUAAUCAGGCGGGUUUUCCGGCGGAUAUCCCUACGGAUAUUCACGCGGGAUUACCGGCGGAAUUCCAGGCGCAUACCCAGGCGGAACGAGACGAAGCGACUGACACGUUCUUCGUGAGCCGACAGCGCGACGACAGCGUCGCGCGCGAUAGAUUCUCCCCGACUUCAAGCCUCUCCUCGUCUGCGCGGCAACCAUCAACACUGCCGCAUAACGCCAUUCCGUCCCUUAGUCUGGACCCGCUGCUGUCGAGCGCGGGGAUGCUCCCUGCGCGCAACCCGCCGCCCAAAUCCGCGCGUGACCAGGGGGGAGCUUCCGCGGAGAAGCCGAUAUUGAGUCGACGGGCGGGGGAAGGGACUGCGCGAGGAGGGGCAGCAGGGGGAGGAGCAGCGGGGAAGGGAGAGAAAGGUGCGGAAGGGCCGGUGGGCGGGCGGAAGGAGGGGGUGCUGACCGCGGAGUUCACGGCGGAAGACGCGGCGGAAGAAACGGCGGCAGUGACGAUUGCGCAGCGAGACGAGGAGACGGAUGUGGAGACGAAAGAGACGCGGCUCCGUCGAUUUCUCGAUGACUCCGUUGACUGCGUUGACUGCGUUGACUCCGUUGACUCCGUUGACGGGCCCCGGAACGAAGCGGCGGAAGUCGUACCUGCCGACGUUGCAGCUGUCGCUGCGACCCAGCGCGCGCGGAAGAAUGCGCGGAAGGCUCGGGGGAAGAAGACGGCUAAGAGGUCCACGGGGAAGAAAAAGGGCAGCGGCGCGGCUGAAAGCGCACCGCGACCGCAGCGCGACGGCGCGUUGGCGGCGGAUAUCGAGGCGCAAACUGCUGCUGACGUGGCAUCGGAACCCACUGCAACGGGGGCAUCAAGCAGCUUAUUGGCGUCGCCGCUCGCGUCGGCCGCGGAGUCCGCACCGGCGGGAAGAACCGCGGUGGCGGAAGGCAGCGCGGGGGGGAACGGCGGACAAGAAUCUUCGGACGACCACGACGUGGAGCUGGUUGCGGCGAGAGCGGCAGUCUCGGAAAACAGCGCCGUGGCGGAAAGCAGCGAGGUGGCGGAAAGCAGCGCGGUGGCGGAAAGGAGCGCGGUGGCGGAAAGCGGCGUGGUGGCGGGUAACGUGCCGCACCGCCUGAGCAGGCAAGACGCGGCUAAGUCGGACGGGGCGGAAAACAAUGCUCGGGCAAAACAUGGACGUCGUCUUACCGAGGUGGCUACUAGCGAAUUGUGUGCGGAUGACGUGGACGAGGAACUUCGCGCGUGCCUGGCGGGAAUGGCGGCGGACGAGGAGGAGGAGAUCCGAUUGGAGCUGGAGAACGGCCUGCUGGUGGGUUCGAGCGACGGGGAAGCGGGAGAGGAGGAAGAGGAAGAAAGGGAAGGAGGGAGAGAGGAGUGUGAGGUGACUUUUGAGUUGACUCAAAAGAGAGAGGAGGAGAGUGAGCUCUUUCUCACCCGAGUCGUUCCUGGAGAAACCGAAGGUGAGGGUAGCGAGUGUGACGAUAAGGAGGCGUUCCUGGAGCUGGAAAUCGACCUGGGGAAGGGAGCAGAGCCGCAGCAGCCUGCUGCUCCCGCGGAGUCGCGUUUGGUGUGCGGCGCGGCGGAUAGCGGGGAGACGGAUUGUGAUUAUGAGGAGCGGCAGGAGGAGGAGCAGGCGGGGAAGCAGCAAGCGGAGGAGCAGGGGGGGGAGCAACAGGCGGAGGAGCGGGAGCAAGCAGUGACGUACGCGGGAGUCGGCGUGGCGAAUCCGUGGAACAAGGCGGAGGAGAAAGGAGAGGCGGGGUUUCAGCUGCGCCUUUCCGCGGACUCCUCCGAGGAGGACGCGGAGUGGAUCGCGCUGCUCGAAGAAAGCAUGGCGGAGCGCGCGAGAGAGCGCCAGCGAGAGGCGGCGGAGCAGGAAGCGGCGGAACGGGAAGCGGCGGAACGGGAAGCGGCGGAACGGGAAGCGGCGGAACGUGAAGCGGUGGAACGGGAAGCGGCGGAGCUGGAAGCGGCGGAGAAGGUUGGCGGAAGACUGGACGAAGCUUGGGAAGAGGAGGCGGGCAGUGACGCGGAGAGUGCGGCGGAGGAGAUCGAAAUGAUCAGUCCCAAGGGAAGCGCGCCGAGCAACCGAAGCGGCAUGGCGAACCCGCGUAUUGUGAGCAGGGAGGGCGACGGAGGCCGCGGAACGGGGAGUGCGGCGGGAAGCGCGAAGGGGGGGAGUGUGGCGGAGGAGAGUGAAAUGGUCAGCCCCAUGGGAAGCGCGCUCGACGCGCGCAGUCCGUAUGACGUGGAGGAGGUGCAGAGUGACGUGGAAGAGGAGAGUGACGUGGAAGAGGAGAGUGACGUGGAAGAGGAGAGUGACGUGGAAGAGGAGAGUGACGUGGAAGAGGAGAAUGACGUGGACGAGGAGAGUGACGUGGACGAGGAGAGUGACGUGGACGAGGAGAGUGACGUGGACGAGGAGAGUGACGUGGACGAGGAGAGUGACGUGGACGAGGAGAGUGGCGUGGAGGAGAUUGAUAUGAUCAGCAACCCGCGGAGUGGAGGGGGGGGGAGCGAGAGACGGAGUGAGACGGAGAAGGCGGGAAGGGAGUCAAAUGAUUAUGAAGCUUAUAGCGCGUAUGAACAGGUUAAGACAGCGGGGGAGGAAGAGGAGGAGGAGAGAGAAGAGGGGGAGAGAGAGGAGGCGAGAGAAGGGGAGAGAGGGGAGGAGAGAGAAGAGGGGGAGAGAGAGGAGGUGAGAGAAGGGGAGAGGAGGGAGGAGAGAGAAGAGGGGGAGAGAGAGGAGGCGAGAGAAGGGGAGAGAGGGGAGGAUAGAGAAGGCGGGGAGAGAGAGGUGGGGGAGGAGGGAACCGGGGAAGUAGCUGUUACGUUGCCUUCGCCCUUCCCUUCGCCCAUCCCUUCGCCACACCACUCAGACGCCUCGUAUCGGUCAACUGGGUCAAAAUAUUCCGCCAAGUCAACCAGGUCAACGGGCUCCACAGGAUCAGCAGUCUCUCACAAUUCACACGCAUCUCAAGAGUCCAACAAGUCAACGCAGUCAACGGGGUCAAAGUACUCUGCCAAGUCAACGGGGUCAAAGCACUCUGCCAAGUCAACGCAGUCGACGGGGUCAAAGGCAUCAGCAGGCUCUCGGACUUCACACGCGUACCAAGCAUCCAGCAAGUCAAACCGAGCAGCUGCCGCCCAGCCCUUCCCUCCCUCCACCAGACCACUCCAAACAGCUACCAUCACUGCUGCUGCUUUAGACGGCCUGCCCUUACCGUCUGUGACGUCAGCUGACGGUUUGAUGACGUCUCCGACAUCCCCGACAUCCCAAACUGCCGCUUGCAACGAACGCUUCUCCCUGCCGGCUGCUGCCGACGUGCAGGUGUUUCAUUUUGGCAAGAGCGGCAACCUCGGGACCGAGAGAAGAGGAAGGGAGAGGAGGAGGUUCGGGGGACGGAUAGCAGCAGGUGGUAGGGCAAUGGGACGAAGUGGCUCCAGCAAAGAGGGAGCAGGAUUGGUGGUGGUUGGAGAGAUGAAGCCUAAGAGCGGCUGCAGAGGGGGAGGAGGGGAGAGGAGGAAAGGGCGGAAGAGGCAGCGCGUGCGAGGGGGGGAGGAGUCGGAUGAGAGUGAGAGUGAUGGGAGUGAGAGUGAUGGGAGUGAGAGUGGGGUGUUGCAGAGCGGUGUUGCUCUAGCUUCUGCUGCUACGCCUGCUGCUACUGCGCCUGCUGUCGCUGCGCCUCCUGCUGCUACGCUUGCUGUUGACACUAACUGGCAACAGCAGCAGCAGCAGCAGCAGCAGCAGCAGCAGCAGCAAGAGCAGAAAGGGCAGAAAGAGCAAGAGCAGGCGGAGCAAGCGGGGCAGAUGGGGCAGAUGGGGCAGCGGAGGCAGAGCGACGGGUCCAUGACGUCAUCUCCCAUUGGAAGAGGGACACGUGGCGUUAGCAGCCCGGCUCAGAAGCAGACACGUGGCAACGGCGGCAGCACACGUGGCAUGAGCAGUCCAGCAAAAAGUGGGAGCAGCAGUCCCAUGAUUAUCAAUCACAGCAGCAGUACCAGCAGCACUUACACAAAACUGGGUGGGAGCAGCACCAGCCGAAGCAGCCAGGCAGCAACUUCUGGCGACAGCAAGAGCAGCAGGGGUGUUCUUGUUGGGACUAAGGGGACAAUAAAGGGAAAUGCUGUUACAGUAACGAGCACCGAGGGCACAGUAAACGGUAAUGAGGGGGCAGUAAACAGUACAAGGCAGGUGAAGAGCAGGGAGAGGAGGAGAGGAGAUGCCGUGAGCAACAGGAGUGGUGGUGGCAGUGUGGUUGCUGCUGCUCGUUUGUGUGACCAGUAUUACAACAGUAGCUGCAGCGAGGGGGUGUACAGUGAGUCAGAGAGUGGUGACACAAACGGGAGUGGUGGCAGCAGGCGGAAUGGUGUUGGCAGUGCGCAAGUCAAGGGGGCGAGGAGCGAUGCCUUGAAUGGCCACGGAGUGAGGGGCAGUAGCAACAGGAGCAUCAGCAUCACCAGCAUCAGCAGCAUCGGCAGCAGCGUUGGUGCGAGCAGCAGCAUGGCAAAGUCACCCAUCAGUAUGGCAAAGUCACCCGGCAUCAAUGCAAUCAGCGUAAAAGAACUCAGCAGCAAGACGAGUAGCAGCAAAGCUCUUAGCAGCAAAGCAAGCAGCAGAGCAAGCAGCAGCCACACCCCAUCUGGCAGCACAGGCACCAGAAACGAGCUGCGUGCAUGCAGGAAGCUGCUGCCGCCCAAGUAUAUUCCCCAUGUGUCCACCUCUUCAGCUACAACCCCUGCUACAGACGCUGCCAUGGCCCCUGCCGCACAUGCUACAGCUCUGGCUACAGCCUCUGCUACAGUACACUCCCCAGCUCACGUUACGACGACUUCCAAGCCAUCCAUCACCACCGCUCCUAUCCCCAUCUCCACCGCUCCCAAUCCCACCCUUAGCGCUCCUAACCGCACCACUUCUAUCACGUCCCGCCAUUCCCUCUCCUCCUUCCCUCCGCCCAGUCCCCCCACGUCCUUCCCCUCCCCCGCCCUGAGUGCACACCACCUGCUCUCCGUCUUCCCCCCGCCCUCCCCUGAAGCUGCCUUGCGCUUCCUCUGCUCCCCCUCCUUCCCCCCGCCCUCCCCUGGCUGGCCCCUGCGGAAGAUCCGCGUGGUGGGGGGAAACAGGCGCCCUGUCUACUCCCCCGUGCACAGGCUCAGCAGGAAGAGCGGGGGGGGAGCAGGGGGAGGGGGAGAGAUGGGGGAAGUGGGGGGAGGAGGGGAGGGGAACGAAGGGGGCGGGGAAGGGGGAGGGUGUGGAGAGGUGGGGGGCGAGGGAGGGAGGAAGAGGAGUGGGAAGCAGCGGCGGUGGAGCAAGGUGGUGGAAGUGCCAGUGGCUGUGUUCACUCGGAACGAGUAUGACACGAGAAGGGCGAGAGGGGCAGGGACGGUAAGAAGAGCAACGCCAGCUGCAACGCCAGCAGCAGCAGCAGCAGCAGCUACAGAAACAACAAGGAGGCAGCAGGAGCCGGCGGAGUCGGGCGAAAAGGGGAGCGGAAGCGGCAAAAGAAAGCCGCAGAGUGUUCUGAAUCGUCUCCGAAUGAUUCGCUUGCGACCUCCCGUCAUCCUUCUCGCCUACUGGCGGGCCAUUCGCAACAGCACACAGCCAGCCUUCCUCUCUCGAAAGGCGAUCAAGUCAUCAUCAGAAUAAACUCUCGUGGCUGAAUGAGCCGCUUCGAACUCCUGCCAUGCCAACCCCUAAAUAAAUAACCAGGCAAUUUGAUUUGACAGUCAUACUGCUGGAGUUGCCUGGCUCAGCAGUCUUUGUUUGUUUAGCUUCUUCAGGCUCGGGUCAGGAGAGGUACUUUCCAUCGCCCAUAUAGCUUGAGGUUAUUG
Molecule: messenger RNA, 6343 nt
Organism: Closterium sp. NIES-67
Lineage: Eukaryota; Viridiplantae; Streptophyta; Zygnematophyceae; Desmidiales; Closteriaceae
Source: the annotation of a GenBank genome assembly